Mizuhopecten yessoensis (Yesso scallop) is the source of this 375-nucleotide messenger RNA. RefSeq lists its product as uncharacterized. The record is from RefSeq and is a predicted model, not a curated record. Gene Ontology annotation, molecular function: hydrolase activity, acting on ester bonds. Lineage: Eukaryota; Metazoa; Mollusca; Bivalvia; Pectinida; Pectinidae. The coding region runs from base 1 to 375 and encodes 124 amino acids. The transcript has a single exon.
AUGAGGACUUCUGAGGAGUGCUUGAAGAUUCUGGGCAGACAUCUCAUGAAAACCCAUCGUGUCCAUCGGCAUUGUUUCACUGGUGACCUUGCCGAACACAGAAUGUGGAGCCAGGCCUUUCCAAACUGUAAGUUUGGCAUCUCUCCACUAAUCCUUAGAGAUCGGUCACUCAGAUCCGUGGUGAAGCAGCUUUCUCUUGAAGACCUCCUGAUUGAGUCUAAUGCCCCAUACCUUCCAUUAGAGAGAGGAGGUGUUGGUUCCCCUUUCCAGGUUGAGGGUGUGGUUGAGGCUAUUGCUGAGGAUCGGGCCAUAUCGAUACGUUCCGUCGCUGAGGCCACCACCAGGAAUGCGAGGGGGCUCUACCAUAUUGAGUGA